AUCCUGUGUCAAACCAGCUUUUCUUUGGUUGCAAGGUUGCAUCAUACCAUGGAAUUUAUUAGUUAGUUUGGCAAGGUUGAAUCUACAAGUUGUGUGAUAGAUACAUACAUAGAUAGAUACACAUAAGGAAGGUUGGAAUGGAAAGUCAAUUCAUCUAUCUCCUAUCUCUCUAGCGAGAAGAGAGACCUACCGUGUUCUCACUUCUCUCAUUGACCUCCAAUUCCACCCACCAAUGGCGCGGCCGCGGUCACAGGUCGCCACCACCACUGCCGUCUUGAUCCUAUUUCUCGUGGCCGAGGUCGUUUCCUCCGGCGAAGCAACCACCAUCAUCCUCCGACCACCCCACGGCGGCAGCAACCGCCACACCAUGUUCUUCCCCCUCUUUCUCUCUCCUCCUCCUAGCAGCUCUUCCCGCAACUCCUCCUCUCCCUCCGUCCGCCGCCAGAUUCAGGGAUCCGACCCUCUCCACCCUAACGCUCGCAUGCCCCUCUACGACGAUCUCCUCCGCAACGGUUACUAUACCACUAGGCUUUGGAUCGGAACUCCUCCCCAGAAAUUCGCUCUCAUCGUUGAUACAGGGAGUACUGUUACAUAUGUUCCUUGCUCUACAUGUGAACAGUGUGGUAGACACCAGGAUCCAAAGUUCCAGCCAGAUUUGUCUAGCACCUACCAACCUGUAAAGUGCAACGUUGAUUGCACCUGUGAUGGUGAUAGGGGUCAGUGUGUUUAUGAUCGACAGUAUGCUGAAAUGAGUUCUAGCAGUGGUGUCCUUGGUGAGGACAUUAUAUCGUUUGGCAAUGAAAGUGAACUUGCACCCCAGCGUGCUGUUUUUGGUUGUGAAAAUGUGGAAACUGGCGACCUUUACAGUCAACAUGCUGAUGGCAUAAUGGGUUUGGGCCAUGGUGAUCUCAGUGUUGUGGAUCAACUUGUUGACAGAGGUGUAAUUAGUGAUUCCUUUUCCUUGUGUUAUGGAGGGAUGGAUGUUGGUGGUGGUGCAAUGAUUCUUGGUGGCAUUUCCCCCCCUGCUAACAUGGUAUUCUCCCGUUCUGAUCCUGCACGCAGUCCAUAUUACAAUAUUGAGCUGAAGGAGAUGCAUGUUGCUGGGAAGAAGUUGUCUUUAAACCCAAGUGUUUUUGAUGGAAAAUAUGGAACCAUCCUGGAUAGUGGCACUACUUACGCUUACCUACCAGAAGCAGCAUUCCAAGCAUUUAAGGAUGCUAUUGUGAAAGAACUCCAUUCACUCAAACAGAUUCGUGGUCCUGACCCAAGUUAUAAUGAUAUUUGCUUCUCUGGUGCCGGGAGUGAUGUCUCACAACUCUCAAAAACAUUUCCAAUUGUUGACAUGGUAUUUGGCAAUGGGCAGAAACUGUCACUCUCUCCGGAAAACUACUUGUUCCGGCAUUCAAAGGCACAUGGUGCAUAUUGCUUGGGGAUUUUCCAGAAUGGAAAGGAUCCAACCACCUUGUUAGGAGGAAUCGUUGUCCGCAAUACUCUUGUGAUGUAUGAUCGCGAGCAUGAAAAAAUUGGUUUCUGGAAAACAAAUUGCUCUGAAUUAUGGGAAAGGCUUCACAUUACUAGUGCUCCUCCACCUGUGCCUUCAACUUCUGAUAGAACAAACUCAACUGCAGAUGAGUCACCCACAGUGGCUCCUGUUGGACCUCCACAGCAUAAUUUUACAGGACAGUUUCAAGUUGGUCUUAUAACAGUUUACAUGUCUUUGAGCGUCAAAUACCCAGAUCUGAAGCCUCACAUCACAGAACUUGCCCAGUUCAUUGCCCAGGACUUAGAUCUGAAUACAUCACAGGUCCAGUUAUUGAAUUUUACAGCUGAAGGAAAUGAUUCCCUAAUAAGAUGGGCCAUUCUGCCAGCUGGAUCUGCCGAGUACUUUGCUAAUGUCACUGCAAUGGGUAUUAUUGCACGGUUAGCUGAACAUCGUGUCCGGCUUCCUGAUACCUUUGGAACUUAUCAGUUGGUCGAUUGGAACAUUGAGCCCCGACAAAAACAGACGUGGUGGCAGCAACACUACAUGGUUGUGGUUGUAGCAAUCAUCGUUAUGCUAAUUAUGGGAUUAUCAGCUACCGGGGGAUGGAUUAUUUGGAGAAGGAAGCAACAAGCAAUUGGAGCAUACAAGCCUGUUGAUGCUGCUAUUCCUGAGCAAGAACUCCAACCGCUGUGAACACAAGUUGUCUUCCAUGUUACAAUUUAUGUAUAGUAUGGUGCAGCAUUUUUAAUUCCCAAGUCAUGAUGACUGAUUUCUGGAAGCAUGGGUACCAAACUGAUACAAUUUUUGUCAAGGGAUGAUACAUGUAAACCAACGAAUCUUUUAGGGCUUUAUAUAUGUUUCAUUAAACUGGAAUGGAACUGGAAAAAAGGGAAAUUGCGCACAUGUUUAGAAUAUCACAUAUUUAUAAAUUUGUAUGUGAAUAAUGUAAGAAGACAUCACAGAAUCCAAGGUUUGAUCAAUAAACUAAUUUUUGUGAAA
Messenger RNA from Camellia sinensis, 2482 nucleotides. RefSeq names its product aspartic proteinase 36. Gene Ontology annotation, biological process: proteolysis. The record is from RefSeq and is a predicted model, not a curated record. NCBI's taxonomy places the organism in Eukaryota, Viridiplantae, Streptophyta, Magnoliopsida, Ericales, Theaceae. Gene Ontology annotation, molecular function: aspartic-type endopeptidase activity.